ACACCUAGAACAGUUUCUGUACAAGCUAGGCCUCUAAAAAAUAUUUGUGGAUUUAGUGAAUUAAUAAAAUUAGUUACCCUGGUUACAGGUCUUCUUUCUUGUGUGCGUUCUUCGAAGUAUAUGCCAUGUAUCCCUUUAUCACUUAAUUCUUAUUCCCCAGGGUGCCCUCAGAAGCCUCCAGUUGAAACUCCGGCAGAAGCCAGGCAUGAUGGCUGUGGACACAAGAAAGUCUGCUGGCCAGCUGUUCCAAGCCCCAUGGGGUCAGCAGGGGCCUGUGAUGGUGAAAGUGAAGUUGGAGGAAGACCACCCCAGGAAUCAGGGUCUCAGCCUUCCAGAGAACCAGCCUCCUGCCUGGGAGAUCUUCAGGCAGCAAUUUAGACACUUCUGCUACCAGGAUUCCCCUGGUCCCCAAGAAGCACUGAGCCGGCUCCGGGAGCUCUGCCAUCAGUGGCUCAGGCCAGAGACACAUACCAAGGAGCAGAUCCUGGAGCUGCUGGUGCUGGAGCAGUUCCUCUCCAUCCUGCCCCGGGAGCUUCAGGCCCAGCUGCAGGAACAUCAUCCAGAGAGUGGGGAGGAGGUGGUGACCAUGCUGGAGAAUCUGGAAAGAAAGAGAAAUCUUUCAGCCUGUGCUCUGGAACAGAAGAUCCUUUUGCAUACAGUGACACUUAAGACACUAGAUGAAGAAUCUUCAUGUACCCGAGUUCAGCCUCCAGCAGUCCAGUUCAAGGGCAAAGGACCUGAGCCCCACCCUUCAGAGGAAAGAGAUGGUGGUGUGAGGACUGAGAACCUGACAUUAGAAGUGAAGCAGGAACCUUAUGAAGAAACAUUAUGGUGUAGGGAGGGGUCUGAUGGACAUCAUGAAACCAUGUGUCAGCGUGCCACAUACAGAGGAGACAGUGAGCCUAGUGGAAGUUUGGAGUUACAGGAUGGGGAUGCCACAGGUGAAAAAACAUAUGAAUGUGAUGAAUGUAGGAAAACCUUCAUUUGUAUAAGAGGCCUUCAGAUGCAUAGGAGGAUCCACAUUGGGAAGAAACCAUAUUCCAGUACAGAAUAUGAAAAGGCCUUCAUCAGACAUGCAGAACCUACCCAGCAUCAGGGGCUUCAAAGCAAGGGAAAACCUUAUCAGUGUAAAGAGUGUGGCAAAGGCUUCAGUCAGAAAUCAGGCCUCUCCCAACAUCUCAAAAUCCACACUGGAGAAAAACCCCAUCAAUGUAAUAAAUGUGGCAAAUAUUUUAGACAGAGAUCGGUUCUUACAAAGCAUCAAAGUCUCCACACUGGAAAGAAACCUUUUGAAUGUAUAUACUGUGGGAAAACCUUCUGCCAUAGUGCAGACCUCACUGAACAUAAGCAAUUUCACAACAAAGAGAAGCCUUAUGAAUGUAAUGAAUGUGGGAAAACCUUCAGGCAGCGUUCAAAUCUUACUGAGCAUCAGCGAAUUCACAGUAAAGAAAAACUCUAUGAAUGUAAAGUAUGUGGAAAAGCCUUCACUCAGUAUGCAGGACUUAACCAACACAGGAGAAUCCACACUGGAGAGAAACCUUUUGAAUGUCCUGUAUGUGGACGAGCCUUUAGCCGGAGCUCAGAACUUAUAAUACAUCACAGAAUUCACUCAGGGGAAAAACCCUAUGAAUGUGCCGAGUGUGGAAAAACCUUUAGCGUGAACUCAACCCUGGUCAUACAUCAGAGAAGUCACACUGGGGAGAAGCCCUAUAAAUGUGAUGAGUGUGGUGAAGCCUUCAGUCAACACUCAGGCCUCAACAAACACAAGUUAGGAGGGAAGCACAGAAACUCUCCUAAACCAAGAAAAUAUAUGUGUGAUGUAUGUGGGAAGACCUUUACGCAGUUAAAUGGCCUGAGAAACCACAAAAGAAUCCACAGUGGGGAUAAGACCUACCAAUGUCCUAAGUGUGGCAAGGCCUUCACAAGGGGAGAGCAUCUUAUUGAACAUCAGGGGAUUCACAACAAGGAGAAGCCUUAUCAAUGUAAAGAGUGUGGCAAAGCCUUCAGUCAGAAGACAGGUCUUAGUCAUCAUCUCAAAAUCCACACAGUAGAGAAACCUUUCAAAUGUUCUGAAUGUGGGCGAGCGUUCAGCUGUAAGUCAAAUCUCAAUAAACAUAAGAGAGUCCACUCUGAGGAAAAGUCCUAUACGUGUAAAUAGUGUGGGAAGGGGCAUACAAGCAGAGAGCAAUACUGAUCCAACAUCAGAGAGGCCACAUCCUACUAAGCCCCCAGCAGUGGUGAAUGAGGUGAAGCCUGCAGUAGAAGCUCAGUUCUGAUUAAGCACCAGAGAAUCCACUAAAAUGACUUCUUGCUAAGGUGUUUGGUGACAACUUCAAGUAGAAUUCAGAAUUUUUUUUAAUUGAGAUAAAAUGUUUCUUGAACUUCCUUAUUUAAAGAACGUCAGAGAUAACACAAUGAAAAGUUGUUUAAAGGUCAUAAAUGCUGGAAAAGUUGAGAUUUUGGAAAAAUAAAUAUCAACAAGAAAUUUACCUGUGAUUAUCUUUGUUAAAUGCAGUGAAGUGUCAUUUAAUACAAUGAAAAGGUACACAAGGGAAGCUGUAAAAAAUAUUUUUAUACUGAAUUCAUGAGUUUUUAUGUUUUGCUUUUUCAAAUCAUUCUGAUUUCUAACUAGCCUUAGCCUAGUCUAAUGUUGAAAUUGCUUCUCUUAAUACCAGUUGAGGUCACAGGACUAUCCAAGAGCUUAGAGUGUGUGAGAUGAGUUGUCUCUGUUUCCCUCCCACCUUGGCUACCUAACCAAGCCUCUGACCAUAAGUGGUGGCCUGCAGACCCUUCCUGAUCCCCAGCCCCAGAACUAGGAUUUCCUGGUGAAAAAGGACAUGUUAUAUUCUAAGUGAUAUGAAGGGCAUAGAGGUUUGGGCCCCCAGUACAUCAAAAUUUAGUGUGGCCAUCAUGACUAAAGCACAGAGCAUACAUUUCGAUUGUGAACACAGCUCCUCGAGCUCACAACAGAGGACAAAGGAGAAGAGAGGAAAGCAAGCCUUUCAUUCCAGCAUUUUCCAUCUACAAAGUAUGUUUAUACAACUGAAACCUCUUUCAGCUUCAGCACUGCUUAUCUCCCUCAGUCAAUGUAGUGAGGGACUUUGCUGAAGUUGAUGAUAGUUUUCAAGUACUGGAAGAAUAUUUCCUCAUUUUUGUGACUGCUUCUGACUUCUACUAGAGUUACAGUAUUUAUAGAGCAACAUAAUUCCCUGUCAAUAGAAAGAAACUGGCCCAGCUGUGGUAAAAAAAUUUGGUAAAUUUAAGUCUCCCUUAAACUAUCUAGUCUACUAAUUUGUCAUUCUUUCACUUUUCUGCUCUACUGCCUCUGAUCCUCUGAAUAUAAGACUCUUGAAACUUUCCUUGUCAUAGAGAAUGUUUCCAAUUGUCUCUUUUUAUAGUUUUUACCUCUCACUUCCAUGGUGAAUAGAAGUGUCGUUUCUCUUACAGGCCAGUGAUAUUUAACUAUCACCAGGUUCCAGCCUAUCCAUAUAAAUACAAUGUUUUCUUAAAAGAAAUGGCAAAUAUGGAAGCAUCAAAAGUUAUUAAAUGUUGUGUCAGUCCUUAAAACCCAACUCAAGUGUGAAUCACAAGUCCAACACUUUUUUGAGAUGUAAUUGACAUUAUAUUAGCUUCAGAUCUACAACAAAAUGAUUCAAUAUUUGUAUAUACUGGGAAUCACCACAAUAAGUCUAGUUAAUAUCCAUCAACACAUACAUUAAAAAUUUUUUUCUUUUGAUGAGAACACUUAAGAUCUACUCUCUUAGCAACUUUCAAAUAUACAGUACAGUAUUAACUGUAGUCACCAUGCUGUACAUUACAUCCCCAUGACAUUUAAUUUAUAACUGGAGGAUUGUACCUUUUGUCACCCUUCACCCAUUUCACCCCUACCCUCUCUCCCAACUCUGGCAACCACCAAUCUAUUCUCUGUAUCUGUGAGUUUGGUUUGUUCUUCUUGUUUUAGAUUCCACAUAUAAGUGAGAUCGUAUGGUUUUUGUCUUUCUCUGUCUGACUUAUUUCACUCAGCAUAAUGUCCUCAAGUGGUUGCAAAUGGCAGGAUUUUCUUUUUUAUGGCUGAACUGUAUACACACACAGCAUUUUCUUUAUCCAUUCAUCGAUUGAUGGACACUUAGGUUGCUUUCAUAUGUUGGCUAUUGUAAAUAAUGCUGCAGUGAACGGGGGUGGGAGGAGCAUUGUGGGCUGGUGCAGAUAUCUUUUUUUUUGAGUUCACGUUUUUGUUCCAUUUGGAUAAAUACCAAGGAAUGGAAUUGCCGGAUCAUGUUCUAUUUUUUGAGGAAUCUCAAUACUGUUUUCCAUAGUGGCUGCACCUAUUUACAUUCCCACCAACACUGUACAAGCAUUCCCUUUUCGCCACAUUCUUACCAACACUUAUUUCAUGUCUUUGAUAAUUGCCAUUCUAACAGAUGUGAGGUAAUAUCUCCUUGUGGUUUUAAUUUGCAUUUCCCUGAUGAUUGGUGACAUACAGCUCCUUUUCAUGUACCUCUUGACCAUCUGUAUGUCUUCUUUGGAAAAAUAUCUAUGCAGAUCCUCUGCCCACUUUUAAAUCUUUUUCU
Messenger RNA from Kogia breviceps (pygmy sperm whale), 4571 nucleotides. RefSeq names its product zinc finger protein 345-like. Gene Ontology annotation, biological process: regulation of DNA-templated transcription. Gene Ontology annotation, molecular function: DNA-binding transcription factor activity, RNA polymerase II-specific; RNA polymerase II cis-regulatory region sequence-specific DNA binding. Lineage: Eukaryota; Metazoa; Chordata; Mammalia; Artiodactyla; Physeteridae. The record is from RefSeq and is a predicted model, not a curated record.